Messenger RNA from Physcomitrium patens, 3063 nucleotides. Lineage: Eukaryota; Viridiplantae; Streptophyta; Bryopsida; Funariales; Funariaceae. The record is from RefSeq and is a predicted model, not a curated record.
CUCUCAGUCGCUCACUUCACGCAGGGAGGCGGGGGAGAGGGGAGGGGGCUCUAUUCUGUUCUGUUCUGUUCCGUCUGUAUUUGAGACGAUUCCUUCCCUUUCCUUUCGUUUCCCUUCAUUUCCCUUUCCCUUCCACGGGGCUUCCGUCCGUGCUGCGUUGCAUCGCCAUUGUACUCGUGCGAAAUCGAUGACCUCCAUCGCUUGAUCUCAAGGCCUCUCUGCUCUCUCUCUCUCCUGGAAAGUCAUCGCAGCCUUCUCUCCCAUUGUUUACUUGGGCGGUGCAGCAGCAGCAGCAAAGAGCCCUGUGAGCUUCUUCUUCUUCACAGUUUUCGAGUUGAGGUUUUGGUGAGUCUGUGUUGUGGCAACACACUUGAGAGAGCACUUUUGAAGUAGACUUGGAUUUAGCUAGGGGGUUGCGAGAGAGCGAGGGGUGGAGAUUGGUGGGGAUUCUCUUCAGUUUGCGGUAGUUUUGUUGUGGGUACAGGGUGGAAUUUGUUGGGGAGGAGAGACAAUCAGACAACAUGAGUGGGGACAACAGGUUAGUGUGAUGGGAGUGUUGGGUGGACGCUGAAGUUUCGGGGAGUUGUAGGAGGGGGGUUGUUUUGGACUUGCGUGGCGUUGCUUGCGGGUCUGGUUGGAUUCGCGAGUUCGCUCGUGGGAGAUAAAUCAUUCGCGGCUCUCUAAAUGUCUGGAGAGGAAGAGUUGUAUCUCAAUCAGUCGGACGCGGAGGCGUUGUUUUUCUCAGAUGGCCUGCUUGACAAUGCGGAUGAACUUAAUUUUGAGGCAUUUGGCCACGUUAGCGGACUUGAUUGAUGUUCUGUUAGAAUUCCGGUGUUGCAACACGCCUCGCGUGUUUGGGAUUACGGAGGAGAAACUAAUCGUAUUGUCAGCAACUCUCAGCAAUUCCCGUUGGCGGGUUCCAAUUCGUCCAUGCACCUGGUUGUUUAGCAAUUUCAGUGUUGGGCGAAGCCUUAACAAUUGCUUCACACUCCAAUGGAUGCUUCUCCUUCUACAUUAUUUGCAGCACCUGCAUUUCUUCGUAGAUGGCACGUUUAACAGCAUUGCAGGGUCCGGUUUGACUGCAUUUGAAACCCGCGACAUUUUUAAAUCCACAGGACUAAACUCCUUUGUAGAUGAGGUGGAGGCGAAGUGUGACGUUAAUUCUAUAAUUCAGCAGGGAGCACCCGGAAACAGUGCUCCGUAUUCAAAUGCUCCUCUGCACUCCAACUAUGUGUUUCAUAAACCGACACUGGACCUGGAGAACAUGGGUUUGGGAUAUGGUAUGUCCGGGCUUUACUUGCCAGGAAAUGGUGUAACAGGGAUGAGAUCUCCUUCAAGUCCCACAAUGAGCCAGGCUAUGUCCCCAGGCUUAGUGUCACCAGCCAUGGUGGCGUCUGAGAAGCUGAAUGGGCUGACUCUCGGCCAGAUGGCACCUUCCUUCCGUCCACCUUCAUUUGAUACGAAGACUACGACAAGUACGGGAUUUUCAUCGGGGAUGGUUUACCCUUCGGUAAGAGUAAUGCCUGCGGAUGGUGGAACAAAACAGUUCACGUCAUCUUCACAACCGUCGCCCACUCUGCAGGUGGUGACGUCGCAGCCAGCUACAAAUGGGAUGUAUAGGUUUGGAAGCCAGGAGAUGUUAACUUCUGCGGCAGAGAACAGUGGUUUGUCUUCCAUGAACGGCAAUUCGUCACCAGUAUUGUCUUCAACCUCUUCGGAUGGUAAAGAACAAGUCGAGCAGCUGGUUGGGGGUGAAAAUGGGAUGAAAAUGUCUCAAGAAAAACAGUUCUACAGCAUCCAGGAAGGAGCAGUUGAUACAGAUAACUUUGUUGAUCAGGUGGAUGGAGAUGGUGAUGGAUUGCAACCUCUGCCUCAAAUGACUCGACCGAGUAUGCAGCGGAGCUACAGCAGUCAUGCCUUAGGCCAACUUCGGCACAUGGGCUCUGCACCACCCUCUGUGGAGAAUGGAGUGAAUUCUCGCCACUCGCAGAUGGAUCGCUCUGGAGCAUUGACAAGCCCCGGAGCGCGCCUACAGCCCAAUCCAGGUGAAUUUCAGAGCGUUGGCAUGCGGUCUAUGCCCAACGUUGGUAUGCGUCGUGUCUACAGUGCGGGGGACAUCCAGACUUUGAAUGGCAUGCAAGGGAGACUGACAGGAAGUGCAUCACCAAGUUUUGAUGAUGGAAAUUACAGGGUGGGGAAGUAUAGCAUGGAAGAGCGGAAGAUAAGGAUAACUAGGUAUCAGCAGAAGCGCUCGCAGCGCAAUUUUAACAAAAAAAUCAAGUACGCCUGCCGCAAAACAUUGGCAGAUAGUCGCCCAAGAGUUCGAGGUCGUUUUGCAAAGAAUAUGGAUGAUGAGAUGCCGACCACUCUCCUUGGACGUAAGCAUGAAGAUGACGACGAGGAGGGUGAUGCUCAUGUUGGAGAAGGAACCAAUGGAUUUCUUUUUGAGAAUUCCUCAGGGGAAUAUUCUGAGAUGCUCACAUGUAGCAAAAAAGCACAUCGCACUGUGAGCAGUAUGUAAAUUGGAACUUGUAGGAUUAUUGCUUUCACGAGUUGGUUGAAUGUGUGCUGUCUACGAAGUUCACCAGCGGGAUUGUUGUUCAUUUCGUUUUAAGCUUAUGUGUGUGUCACUUGGAGGAGGAUUGACGCAUUCUACAUAACACCUUUCUGUAGUAGCUGCUUUAUGCCUUCACAGGUGAAUCAAAGUUGUAGAGCAAGGGUGCGACUGUUUUAAUUGAUCGUUUGUCCAAGUCCUGAAGCUCACCAUUGCUGGUACAGAAAGGGUAGAUGGUGGAUAUUGUGCAGAGUUGUCUAUGAAUUUCGAAUGAGUGAUUGCUUGAACAUUGUAGUUGUUAGAUACGACAGGUGGGUGCAGAUGGAGUACUAGCAGUGUGAAGCUGUAGACAUUUAGAAGUGAGGCAGUCAGCACAUGCUUUUAAAUAUGGGGCCGACUAUGUGCACACCCCUUUAAUUAGACUGCAUUUUUCAACCGCCAUUGAUUGCAAGUUCGACUUAAAGGGGCCGACUACGUGCACACCCCUAUUUAAUACUUCUGUUCGGGCA